AUGGCUUCCCAUUACAUGCCCACUCUGUUCUUCUCUUUCACUACAAUGGUCCUGUUAGUACACGGCUACGGCCACACGAACGCGUGCCGUUCGUUCUGCGGGAACCUAACAAUCGACUACCCCUUCGCCCUCAAACCGGGAUGCGGCCACCAAGGCUUCCGGGAGCUCUUGUUCUGCAUCAACGACGUCUUGAUGCUCCACAUCACCUCCGGAUCGUAUCGCGUCCUCGACAUAGACUACGCCUACGGAUCCCUCGUGUUGCACGACCCUCACAUGUCCACUUGCGACACCAUCACACUAGGGAACCGUGGGAACGGAUUCGUAGUCGAGCCAUGGCGAUCACCCUACAUGAAACCUACCCCGGAAACCGUUUUCAUGCUACUGGCGUGCUCGUCCCGGUCCCCGCUCUUCCAGGGGCUCCCGGGGAAGCACACGCCAUGCAGAAACGUGUCCGGCCUCGGCUGUGAGGAUUACUAUGGGUGCCCGGCUUGGGACGUGAUCCCCCCAAGACAGGACAGCCCGGUCUAUGAAACAGGCCCUCCGGAUUGCUGCGCAAUGCCGUAUGAGAGCAUCAAGAGUGUCAAUCUUACGAGCCUAGACUGCCAAGGGUACAGCAGCGCGUACAGCGCUGCGCCGUUGAGAGUAAAAGGGGCGGACGAAUGGGAUUACGGGAUUCAAGUUAAGUAUUCGGCGCAAGGGGGAGAGAUGUUCUGCAGGGCCUGUGAGGCCACUGGGGGUUCAUGUGGGUAUGAUCUUGACAAGAUGAGUGAUCUGUGUAUGUGUGGGAGAUGGAACUCAACCUCUAAUUGUGAUUCAGUCUCCUCUGAUGCAUCUUCUUCUUCACAAACAAGAAACGAAGCUGCAUCACUUACAGGAGGGGUGAUGAUAAUAGGAAUUCUUUGGAGGUACAUAAACAUGGCAAUUGGAAUGGAAUAGAGAGAAGAUCCCAAUCCCAAUUGGUUUUUGUGUGCAUAUUUUUGGCUACUUAGUCCGACUCUACUUAA
Molecule: messenger RNA, 1004 nt
Organism: Andrographis paniculata
Lineage: Eukaryota; Viridiplantae; Streptophyta; Magnoliopsida; Lamiales; Acanthaceae
Exons: 3
Coding region: 1-936 (311 amino acids)
Molecular function (GO): polysaccharide binding
Source: RefSeq, a predicted model, not a curated record